GCCACCCAGGGCCACCCUCCCGGGGCUGGCACCGCUCCCCGUCAUGAAUAUUCAGCCGUGCCUGGCCCGGCCCCACUGUUUGCUCCGGCAGGAGGGGUUUGGGAGCGGGUUCACCUUGACGGGAACACCGGGACAGCCGCAGGUGAGCGGCACCUGCCCGUGCUGCCCCCCGGGACACCGGGACACACCCGGGACACCCCGGGACAACCCAGGGACAACCCGGGACCCCCGGAGGCGGCAGGAGCAGGAUGGCCGACGGGCACGGCUGGUGGAAGCUGACGUUCCUGCGGAAGCGCCAGGCGGCGGCCCCGGUGCUGUACGAGAGCCCCGAGGGCCCCGCGGCGCCCGGCGCGGACGGCGCGGACGGGAGCGGCCCCGAGGGCAGCCCCGGCUUCGCCGCCCGCCUCGAGAAGAUCGUGGACAAGAGCACCAAGGGCAAGCACGUCAAGGUCUCGCACUCCGGCCGCUUCAAGGAGAAGAAGAAAGUGCGGGCGACGCUGGCCGAGCAUCCCAACCUGUGCGGGGCCGGCGAGCGGCAGGAGCAGUGACCCGGCCGGGCUGCGGGCCCCGGGCACCGGGCAGGACUCGGGAUGGGAUUUGCGGAAUCGUCCGCGGGAUGAUCCCGGAGCUGC
Molecule: messenger RNA, 632 nt
Organism: Melospiza melodia melodia
Lineage: Eukaryota; Metazoa; Chordata; Aves; Passeriformes; Passerellidae
Gene: PRR15L
Product: proline rich 15 like
Exons: 2
Coding region: 249-548 (99 amino acids)
Source: RefSeq, a predicted model, not a curated record